Penicillium paradoxum is the source of this 996-nucleotide messenger RNA. Its product is annotated as NAD(P)-dependent alcohol dehydrogenase. The record is from RefSeq and is a predicted model, not a curated record. The transcript has a single exon. NCBI's taxonomy places the organism in Eukaryota, Fungi, Ascomycota, Eurotiomycetes, Eurotiales, Aspergillaceae. Gene Ontology annotation, biological process: alcohol metabolic process. Bases 1 to 996 code for a protein of 331 amino acids. Gene Ontology annotation, molecular function: alcohol dehydrogenase (NADP+) activity; zinc ion binding.
AUGGCGAUCAGCUUCACUGUAUAUAAGGGCUCGAAGGAUGGAAUCAUCCAGGCAGAGACCCAGCGGGGAGACCUCAAGCGAGACGACGUGCUCGUACGAAUUACCCACUCAGGAGUCUGCGGUACAGACGCCCAUUAUCAGACUGCCGAUAUGGCUCUGGGCCACGAAGGAACAGGUGUGGUGGAGGCAACCGGCCCUGAAGCAAACAUUCUGAAGAAAGGCGAUCGUGUGGGUUGGGGAUAUCAACACGAUUGCUGCGGUCAUUGUCGACAAUGUUUGUCGGGCUGGGAGACACUAUGCAGCGAGCGAAAGAUGUAUGCCUUUGCCGACACAGAUCAGGGAUCUUUCGGCAGCCAUGCUGUAUGGCGUGAAGCCUUCCUGUUCAAGGUCCCUGAUAACAUAAGUAACGAGGAUGCGGGGCCCUUGAUGUGUGGCGGAUCGACCGUUUUCAAUGCGCUCCAUGUUGCGCAGGUUCGGCCGACUGCUCGCGUGGGCAUCGUUGGAGUUGGAGGUUUGGGACAUCUGGCUAUCCAGUUCGCUGCCAAGAUGGGUUGCCAAGUUGUGGUGUUCUCCGGCACAGACAGCAAGAAGGAAGAAGCAACGAAGCUGGGAGCCGGAGAGUUCUAUGCGACCAAGGGUGCGAAGGAGUUGAAGGUCAAAGCCCCCAUCGACAACCUCAUUGUGACGACCAGCAGUCAGCCAGAUUGGCAACUGUAUUUGAAUAUCAUGGCUCCCAAUGGUGUCAUUUCGCCUCUGUCCGUGGAUGCAGGCGAGCUCAAAAUUCCAUACAUGCCGCUGCUUCUCAAUGGUCUUCGGAUACAAGGAGGGAUUGUAUCUUCAAGACAGGUUCAUCGUGAUAUGCUUGAAUUUGCCGCAUUCCACAACAUCAAGCCCGUUAAGAUGACCUUCCCGAUGACUGUGGAUGGCAUCAAGGAAAGCCUGAAGACGUUAGAAGAAGGUAAAAUGCGUUAUCGUGGCGUUUUGGUUGCACAAUAG